CAUCAUGCACUGCAGCUGUGUGUCUGUGUCUCCUGCAGAGAGCAGCCCAUCUUCAGCACCAGAGCGCACGUCUUCCAGAUCGACCCCAGCACCAAGAAGAACUGGGUUCCCACCAGCAAACACGCUGUCACCGUGUCCUACUUCUACGACAGCACACGCACCGUGUACCGCAUCAUCAGCCUCGACGGGUCAAAGGCCAUCAUCAACAGCACCAUCACCCCCAACAUGAGCUUCACCAAAACCUCACACAAGUUCGGUCAGUGGGCAGACAGUCGGGCUAACACGGUCUACGGCCUGGGCUUCUCCUCCGAGGCCCAUCUGAGCAAAUUUGCUGACAAGUUUGCGGAGUUCAAAGAGGCGGCGCGGUUAGCCAAAGAGAGAUCUCAGGAGAAGAUGGAGUUAACCAGCACUCCCUCACAGGAAUCAGCGACGGGUGAACUUCAGUCUCCUGUGACUCCAGAGAGCAUCAACGGCACGGACGAGAGAGUGACCCCCGACGCCGCCUUCAACACCGAGAUCAACGCCGUACCGUUCCCUCACAGCUCCACGUCCAUCAGCAAACACUGGGAGGCUGAGCUGGCGACUCUGAAGGGGAACAAUGCUAAGCUAACGACGGCGCUGCUGGAGUCCACGGCUAACGUCAAGCAGUGGAAGCAGCAGCUGGGGGCGUAUCAGGACGAGGCCGAGCGACUGCACAAACGGGUCACGGAGCUGGAGUGUGUGAGCGGACAAACCGCCGGCGUCAAAACACAGAAAACAGAGCUGAACCAGACCAUAGAAGACCUGGAGGCCGAGCUGAAGGCCAGAGAGGAGGAACUGGAGAAUCUGAAACAGGAAGUGGAGGAAGCCAGCCAGCUGCAAACACAGAACGAUUCGCUCACUCAGAAACUACAGGUGAAUAUGCACUCACUCUGA
This is a messenger RNA of Sinocyclocheilus grahami, 915 nucleotides long. RefSeq names its product homer protein homolog 1-like. NCBI's taxonomy places the organism in Eukaryota, Metazoa, Chordata, Actinopteri, Cypriniformes, Cyprinidae. Gene Ontology annotation, molecular function: G protein-coupled glutamate receptor binding. The transcript has 7 exons. The annotation marks the transcript as partial. The record is from RefSeq and is a predicted model, not a curated record. Gene Ontology annotation, biological process: G protein-coupled glutamate receptor signaling pathway.